UACUCAAUAGUUUUCUCUCUCCCUUAUCUCUUUAUCACUUAGAUUCACCACACCCAUGCCCAUCCUCUUGCUCAAUAGUGUUCUCCUCCUACUCGUCUGAACUUAGCGCUCGUGCUUGCUGGAUUGCUGCCAUUGAUCUCAUCCCAUUCACCGGUCUGCUCCAAGAAGUCUACUCGGAAAAGUGAUUGAUUCACCCAUGGCCAUUGGGGAGAUCAUUUUGGGUUCCUUCUUUCAGACCUUGUUUGACAAGUUGAGUUCUUUGGCAUCAGACUAUGUGCAACGGGAAGGAAUUGACACCACCAUCCUUGAUGAUUGGAAGAGGAUACUAGUCACAAUCAAUGCAGUGGUGGAUGAUGCAGAGGAAAAGCAACUUAGCGGUAAUUGUCUAGUGAAGCUGUGGCUCGAUGAUGUUAGGGACUUGGCCUUUGACAUAGAAGACUUGCUCGAUGAGUUCGACAUCAAAGCCACUCAAGUUAAGUUGGAGGUAGAAUCCAGAACAAGUAGAGGUCAAUGGAAAAGGAAGUUCUUUUCUUUUACACGACCGGGCUCACUCGUGUCUGACACUAAGGUCCAAGAUAUCAAUGGUAGGUUUGAAGCGAUUGUCAAAAGGAGGGAUUAUCUAAGUUUGAGAGACAAUGUUGUGGAUAGAUCCAACUACGGCAACAAAAGGGAUCCCACUAGUUCUCUGCCGGAGCCUCGGUUUGUCGGCGGGGAGAAGGAAGAAAUGGAGAUACUCGAACUAUUGAUCCGUGAGGUCAAAAAUUCUGAUGCCACACUAAGCAUAGUCCCCAUAGUUGGGAUGGGCGGUGUUGGAAAGACGGCCUUGGCUCAGCGGCUAUAUAAUGAUGCCAAAGUGAAUAGUUGUUUUGAGAAGAAAGCAUGGGUUUGUGUGUCAGAUGUUUUCGAUGUCCUUGACAUAACAAAAACUAUUUUGCAGUCGAUCACUAGGUCGUCCGAUGAUGACAAAGAUCUUAACAAGCUUCAAGUUAAGUUGAAGGAUAAUCUAGCUGGGAAGAAGUUUCUUGUGGUUUUAGAUGAUAUAUGGAAUGAGAAGUAUGAAAAAUGGACCGCCCUCUUAAAGCCAUUUGAAGCGGGGGCUAGCGGAAGCAAGAUCAUCAUCACGACUCGCAACCUUAAUGUUGCUUCCAUAACAAGAGCUUCACCAUAUCAUUUGAGGGAAUUGUCCUUUGAUAAUUGUAUAAGCUUAUUGGCAUUUCAUGCUCUUGGAGCAACAAAUUUUGAGAGCCACCCGGCUUUUAAAAUACUAGGCAAGAAAAUAGCUGAAAGAUGUAAAGGUUUACCUUUGGCGGCAAAGAUGUUGGGCGGUGUCCUACGUACUAAAAGUGAUCCUAAUGAGUGGGAAGAUACCUUAAAUAACAAAAUAUGGGAUCUUCUGAUGGCAGAGAAUGAUGAGGUUCUCCCAAUUUUAAAAUUGAGCUAUGUCCAUCUUCCUUCCUAUCUAAAGAGAUGUUUUGCUUAUUGUGCGGUAUUUCCCAAGGAUUACGAAAUUGAGAGGGAUGAGUUGAUACUCUUAUGGAUAGCAGAGGGACUUUUAGAUGGGCAAAAAGAAAAUGAGAAUAUCUUGAAAUUGGGACGGAAGCACUUUGACGAGUUAGUAUCCAAGUCAUUUCUUCAACAAUCAAGUAUCGAUGCAUCUAAGUUUUCAAUGCAUGAUCUUUUGAAUGAUCUAGCAAAGUCAAUUUUGGGUGGGACUUGCUUUAGCUAG
Messenger RNA from Eucalyptus grandis, 1726 nucleotides. RefSeq names its product putative disease resistance RPP13-like protein 1. Gene Ontology annotation, biological process: defense response to other organism. The coding region runs from base 197 to 1726 and encodes 509 amino acids. The transcript is spliced from 2 exons. The record is from RefSeq and is a predicted model, not a curated record. Gene Ontology annotation, molecular function: ADP binding. NCBI's taxonomy places the organism in Eukaryota, Viridiplantae, Streptophyta, Magnoliopsida, Myrtales, Myrtaceae.